Molecule: messenger RNA, 702 nt
Organism: Entamoeba nuttalli P19
Lineage: Eukaryota; Evosea; Mastigamoebida; Endamoebidae
Product: EF hand domain containing protein
Exons: 2
Coding region: 1-702 (233 amino acids)
Molecular function (GO): calcium ion binding
Source: RefSeq, a predicted model, not a curated record
AUGAGUAAACAAUUAAGACAAACAUUUGAUGAGAUGGAUUUGGAUAAAGAUGGUGUUUUAACUUUAGUUGAAUUUCUUCAAUCAGCACAAAAAUUUGGAGUAUCUUCUGAACAAAUUAAAACAAUUUUUGAAACCAUGGAUAUAGAGUCUUCUGGUGCAAUGGGAUUAUUUGAAAAAAUAGAUGAAGAUAACCAAUUACAAUUUAUCAGAGAUAAUAUUCAUAUAAUUAAUAAUUGGACUGGACUAAGAUGUAAAGAGAUAUUAAUGGAUAGUAAAUAUGAUUUAUGGGUAGAUAAUAAAGCAUACGUUUUAGCACAUUAUAUUUAUCAACAAAAAAAUAUUGUAUUUUUAUUAAUUUGUGAUAAAUAUUGUUUUGGAUUUUUUAAUUCACAAUGUUUACAGUCAUAUAAUUCAAAUCAUAUUCAAUACAUUCAAAAAGGAAAUGAAUUCUUUUCAUUUGUAAUUUAUAAAGAAAAUAUUUCUCCAAAAAUUUCAGAAGUACAAUUUGGAAAAACAGAAAUAAUUGGAAUUCCGUCUAAAGAAGACACAGAAAAAAUAUUUGAAAUAAAAGAUGGCAUGGUAUUAGACACUCAUUUUAUUGCUACGUUUACACAAGAAUUUCAUAAAAUUUAUGGACUAAAUAAUUUAGAAACGAAUAUUCCUUUACAAAUAAAACGAUUUAUUGUAUUAAAAUUUGAAUAA